UCUUGGGCCCCUUGGGCUAAAUCACAACUCCUGACUUCCCACCCAUGACCUCCCACCCCCAAAACGACGGCGCUCCUCCGCCCCUCGACCGCCGCCCGCCGCCGCCGGUCCUCCUCCUCCGGCAUCCUACUCAGUUCUCCGUCCUCGACCGCCCCCUCCCCGAUACCUUCCGCUUCCUCAAGCCCUGGAAGUCGCCGCUUCCCCUCGGCGACUUCCUCUCCUCCGCCGACGCCCGCGCCGCCGAGGCGAUCCUCACCUCCGGCAUGACGCCGGUCACCGCCGAGAUGCUCCGGCGGCUCCCGGGGGUCCGCCUCGUCGUCACCACCAGCGCGGGCCUCGAGCACAUCGACGUGGCGGAGUGCCGGCGGCGCGGGAUCGCGGUCGCCGACGCGGGGGACGCGUACUCGGAGGACGUGGCGGAUUUGGCGGUCGGGCUGCUGAUCGACGUGCUGAGGAAGGUCUCGGCCAGCGACCGGUACGUGAGGCGGGGGUCGUGGAGCGGCGAGGGAGAAUUCGCACUCGGUUCGAAGCUGGGAGGCAAGAGAGUUGGAAUUGUUGGAUUGGGAAGGACUGGCUUAAAAGUUGCUAAAAGGCUUGAGGCCUUUGGAUGUGCUGUUUCAUAUAACUCGAGGAAGGCAAAGCCAUACGUUUCGUACCCUUUCCAUUCCAAUGUCUGUGAGCUCGCCACUAACUGCGAUGCCCUAGUAAUCUGUUGUGGCCUGAACGAGGAAACCCAUCACAUGAUCACUAGGGAAGUACUAUUGGCUUUGGGGAAGGAAGGUGUGGUUGUUAACAUUGGGCGUGGAUCAAUUAUUGAUGAAAAGGAAAUGGUGCAACUUCUAGUCCAAGGAGAGCUUGGAGGUGCUGGCUUAGACGUGUUUGAGAAUGAGCCCAAUGUUCCUGAAGAGCUCCUUGCUCUUGAUAAUGUCGUGUUAUCCCCACAUAGAGCUGUUUUUACCCAGGAAUCCCUUUCGGAUUUAUGUGAUCUGGUCAUUGGGAACCUGGAAGCUUUCUUUUCAAAUAAGCCCUUGCUUUCCCCUGUGUUAGAUGAGUGAACCAGCUGUCCACCAUCCCAUUUACAGUUCAAGUCCUGAGGGACGGGCCCGGUGAGUCUUUUUAUGAGAAUCCUAGAAUUUGAUCCAUGGUUUGGUUUCCACUGACGGACUGUAGAGUGCAAAAUGGUCGCUGGGUUUUAGCAAUAGUUAUUAUUCAUAUAUUCAUGAUGCCACAAAGAUUGGAAGGGGAAGAAACAAAGAAGGCUUCUCAGGCAUCUCUUUGGAGAUUCUUUUUCUAAUCCUUAGCGGGCUUUGAUUGAUUGCAAAGCCUUAUCAUGCAAUGCUUAUACCGCGUGGCAUGAUAAGGCGAUAUCUCCCCAAACCUAUCCGGAGUUCUUGUUUUUCAAGACACCGUGCAUCAGCUCAUACAAACAUCACCUGGUACACUUCCUUGCGUGUUUGGAUGGUUGCUCCGGGCAGUUGCUCCGGCCCUACAAGCUGCAUAUCAUCGGUCUCGGCUUCAGAUGAUUGAUGCUUUGGUUGGAGACAGAGCAGAGCCCAACUUCAGCUUUUGCUACUAGCAGAUUGUGGAAAUUCAGGAGUCACGGUAAGUUUGGUGAACUGGGAAAAUGGGGUAAACAAGAAAUGAUUGUUCUUGCUACUUUUUAUUCAUCAAUCACCAGAUCACUUCAUAGAACGAACAUAUUCUGACUUUGCAUUUUCCUCUGGGCCCAGAGAAUUAAAAGGCUUUCCGGGCGUCUCUUCCUAAGAGGAGAGAGCUUUUGCGGAUUAGGAGAGUCGCACAGUAUCUGCGCUUUUUGUAGUUGCAAUGCUCGUUGCAGCUUUGAUGGGGCCUAACGGGGAAAUCUUAUUCAGGAAAUUUUUUUGUCC
Messenger RNA from Eucalyptus grandis, 1886 nucleotides. Its product is annotated as glyoxylate/hydroxypyruvate reductase HPR3. NCBI's taxonomy places the organism in Eukaryota, Viridiplantae, Streptophyta, Magnoliopsida, Myrtales, Myrtaceae. Gene Ontology annotation, molecular function: NAD binding; glyoxylate reductase (NADPH) activity; hydroxypyruvate reductase [NAD(P)H] activity. The record is from RefSeq and is a predicted model, not a curated record. The coding region runs from base 45 to 1055 and encodes 336 amino acids. The transcript has 2 exons. Gene Ontology annotation, cellular component: cytosol.